Messenger RNA from Penaeus vannamei (Pacific white shrimp), 3945 nucleotides. NCBI's taxonomy places the organism in Eukaryota, Metazoa, Arthropoda, Malacostraca, Decapoda, Penaeidae. The record is from RefSeq and is a predicted model, not a curated record.
GGCCUCGACCACUUGCCUCUGGACGUGACAAGCAGGUACAGCCUCGACGGUUGGUGGGACUUGAGGGUCAGCUCGGAUGCCGUCAAGCCCCUUAGUUCGAGGAGGAGAGUCACCCUCAGGGGCCACGUCGCUCUCACACGGGUGUCGGAGUGUCGGUUGAAGGUCGUCCUCGAAAAUGCCUUCUUUAGCGAUUGGAAGAGCCAUCCGCGCCCGAAGUCGAGACGUGGGUCGUGGUGUCCGGCGGAGAAGUGCGGGCGGUGUGUGGUCGUCCGGAGGCCACGCCCACGAAGACCCAAGCCGCCCACGCCCACUCCCUGGCCAGGAGCGUCGUGUCCGCCGUCCUGAACGUCGCUACGACCUCGUGGGACUUCAGGGACGCGCUGCUGCUGGAGACGGACCACCUGGGACGCUGCGAGACCCAGUACCACCUGGAGCACCUCGCCCCCACCCACUACACCAUCUCGAGAACCAGGGACCUCUCCACCUGCCAGCCCAGCGCUCAGACCGCCGUCAGGAGAGACAUUUCAGUUUUUCCCAGACUCACAGACACAGCAGUUUGGGGAUGCCGACACACGUUCCUCGGCAGCGUCCCCACCCACGCAGCAGCAGCGGCGAGGGCCUCCUGCACAACGUAUCGUGCCACCAGGACGUGAGGGUCGACAACGCGGCCGAUUUUGCGUCCAAACUCAACCUGACUUUCGUCGAGUCUCGAUACAGUGGCUUGGGAGACUCUGAUGCCGUUGGCCUCGUCGAACUCAACCUUGACAACGCUGCCUUACGACGUGCAAGCGACAAACAACCUUACGACCUCGUCAGGCAACUUCUGCAGGAGAUGUGCGACGAAACGGAACAUCGCGUCACGCCGAAAGCAACUAUACUUUACUCUACUUUGGUUUCCAGUCUUAAAGAUUUGAGCAAAGACGAGGUCAUACGAGUUUUCAAGGAGGUGACCUCAGGGGACGUAUGCAGCCAACACAGCAGAGUUCGAAAACUAUACGAGGACGCUCUCCGUGACUCCACUUCCCCCGCCGCUGCUGCAGCCAAGUGUCAACUGAUGACGUCACGAGCAGUUGUUCACAAGCCCAGCUGGAUAACCUCUCUGGGGCACGUGCGAGGCCCCACCGAGGACGCCCUUCACACCUGUAUGGAGCUCCUCGAGGGUCCCAACUGGCAGCAGGCCGUGCUUGGCGUGUCAGGGAUGGCGAGGCGGGCGGCCGAGGAGGCGUGCGUGGGCGUCCGUGGGCGGCGACGGUGUGUCCUGAACAACUCUAGGUGUCAGCAAGGUGGUGACAGAUGUGGUCUCGCCCAAGCGGUAGUGGCAAUCAUAGACCAGCUGGCGAGUCGCCUCACCGCCUGCAGCCACGCGGAUGCAGAUGGUGUCCACCAGACGGUCUUGGCCAUGCGAGGGCUGGGCAACGUGGGCGUGUACGGGCGUGGCGUGAGUGAAAUCCUACAGACAUGUGGCGGCGAUGCCAGCGUGAACACUACCGUCCGUGUGGCUGCCGUCAUCGCCCUGGGCCGAGGACCUUGCCCCAUGCAGACCACAAACUGGCUAAAGUGGGAGGUCCUUAAUGAAACGGUGGGGGCGGAGCUACGGAUUGCCGCCUUCCGGUCCCUGCACUCCUGCAAUUCCAACGAAGCCGAAGAUGCAGCCAUCCUUAUCACCAAGAGGGAUUCGGACACCCAAGUCAAGUCCUACGUGAGCAGCUUCGUGCCCAGUGACGGCGACGACAGAAAGGACCUCCGCCAGUUCUCCCAGCACUUGGUCGCGAAUCUGACGUCGCUGACAGGGGUUUCGGACACGCUGCUCGAAACCGACGUCGUGUUCCAGAGUUCGUUCUUGCCGAGGAGCGUCGACUUCAACCUGACUUCCUCGUGGCUGAAAUAUUUUGGCGGGAGUGUUCAGUUUGGCGGCCGACUGGAGAACCUCGAAGACCUGCUUCAGACCCUCUUCGGACACGACGGCUCAGCGGGCGGGACGGUGCGAGAGUGGGUCGACGCCCUCCUGCAGAAGCUCCGGGAGGUCUUCGCCGGCGCCUCCAGGGACUUCGUGGAGAGCCGCCAGAGGGAGAAGAGGAGCUAUGACGUGGAUGAUGUCAAGGCGAUUCUGGCCAAGGUGAAGCAAGAGGUGGUGACGGAGCUCCGCGGAUGGGCGUACGUGGCCAUGGGCGGUCAGGAUGCUCUCUUCUCGUCCUAUGCGCUGGAUCCCCUGACGCUGCAGUGGGAGGCUCUGCUGGACCAGUGGCUGGAACGGGUCUUCGAGGCGUCCUACUCUGCUCUUCUCAACUCUAAUGUGGAAUUAGCAUCAGGAUGGGCGGCGGUGGACGAGUCUGUGAGGUCCUGGAGCCUGCUGGGGACGCCCUUGGAAGUGUCCCAAAGGAUGGGCGGGAUGGUUGCCGUCGGAGGGUAUUCCAAGGUCGAUAUUUUGAGCCUCCUGACCAACCCCAAUUCAGCGACGGUCAAUCUUGCUCUCUCACCUAGCGCGGGCACAUACGUGGUGUCAGAACUAAGCGUCGUUUCUCUAUCCGGAGAUGUAACAGCAUCUGUGUCUUCUCCCAAAACGGCGGGUUGUGACGUAACAGCAUCACUGACCGUCAACGGCGGUGGCGACAGUAUGGAGCUGAAGGUGGACCUCCCGGAGAACUCUUAUCACGGCUACAGCACUCAGGUCACUCGCGCCCUUCGCCACCCACCGGUGAGUGGCCGAGACCUUGGGAAUACUGAAGGUGACGACGACGACGAUGAUGACGAUGGUGAUGACGAUGACAGCGGAGAUAAUGCCUACGAGUUCUUUGACGGUGAUUUCGAAGACGACGACGAGGAAGACAUCGACGGAGAGUGCCUCGAGAACCAGACCACCCCGAGACAGCAAGGGGGCGCUGAAAGAGGAGGCAGGAGGUUCGCCGGGAGGUCCUUCAGGCACAGGACAUGCAACGCUGCCCUGGCCGACGUGCUGGGCCUGAAGGCACGGACGGACACGCGCUGGGCCAGGGGGAGGCACGCGGCGACCUUCCUGAAGAAGAGCUACGUCCACAAGGCGGAGAGGGACAUCACGGGAUACAAGCUGGCUUUCUCGUGGAAGAAUCCUGGUGUCAACUCGCUCUUCCUCGACGUGCACGUGGAGGCCGAGGGUGCCAAGCGGGAGCGCAAGGCCGACCUCGUCUUCGGGUUCACUUACAGUCCCCACGUCACCCUCAAGAUCCUACUCGUCAGCCAGCAGUUCUCGGCCUCGGGAGAAGUGUCUGUGGUGAACGACCCCAACUUGAAGCGUCUGGAGGUCCACAUGGGCUACGGGGGGAACGAGUACGGCUUCAAGGGUGAGCUUCUGAUGGUGACGGAUGGAGGGCAGGUCAGCGUGAAGCCCCGCCUGGUGAUCGCAUACCCGGGCACGCAGGAGGACGCGCUGCUGGAAGGCUACAUGGCCAGGUACCUCUCCGAGAAGGUCCGGAGCCUCACCCUCGACCUGUACACCGAAGGGACGCUCAAGGAGUACUUCGACGCGGCUCUCAAAGGCACCGUGGAAUACCGAACACCUGCUAAAGGAGACAGAGUGCUGACAAUUAAGAAUUUGCACUUCUCCACGCCCCGCCACGCCCUCGGCCUCGAAGCCUCCUUUGCUCUCAGGGACAAGGCUGUAGAAGGUCAAGUGCAGGUCACGUGGGGAGGACAAGUGGUGGUGCUCGACGGCAGCGUGCUCAACCUCGGCUCGGGGAAGAACGACCAGCACUUCGAGGUCAACCUUCAGAUGCUCCUCCCAGACCAUCCUCAUCUGGACACGAGGAUCAACUGCGUCACGAAGGUUUUAUGAUGCGGAGGUCACCAACAACAUGACCAUGGUGGUGGGACCCGAGGCGACCCGCAGAGACAUCCAGGUCAUCCACUCCACGUCUUGGCGGUUCACGAAGCCCACCACGCCCAUCCACUCUCCCGGACACGACCAGGACC